This is a messenger RNA of Marchantia polymorpha subsp. ruderalis, 1043 nucleotides long. The record is from the annotation of a GenBank genome assembly. NCBI's taxonomy places the organism in Eukaryota, Viridiplantae, Streptophyta, Marchantiopsida, Marchantiales, Marchantiaceae.
GCAGAACACUAGACACAAUCGACUUCCAGAACAGCGAAAUGAAACGUAAAGCACACACAUGUAUCUCGAAAGGGAGAUCGAAAUGUUCUAUGCAGGGUGGCUAGCAUUCGCACGAUCAUAUGUACAUGACACAAUUAACGCAAGCAACAUGCCCCACUCGCCCUCAACUGUCCGCAACUCUGAAGUCAGACAAUAACAGGACAUUUUAACUCUUGACCUCUUUAGGGGCUGUAAAUUGAGCAACCUUCAAGUCACCCGAACCGAGUACUGGUCCCCUUCAUUUUCAACACUUGGUCGCGACCAAAUCCUCGUUGUUCUGAUCCGUAGUGUCACAAGAUACACAGGAUCACUUGUAACGGUGAUUUCAGAAGAUCUGGAAUCAAUAUUGACAGCCUUUUCAUUCAGGGUCAAUUCACACGCCUAUACUAUGAAGCUCAUGCUUCUUCCCGUCCCUUUUGCUACAUUUCUCGGCAACUCUGAUUUCGAAAACGAUGGUGCUGCGUGCAUUAACGGCAAGACUCCCACAGCCCUCAGAGGAACCAAACUUGAGUGAUGAGUCACAUGCGAACAGAAAAAGUGUCACGGGCGGAAAGCAAGUGAGGUUUUUUACACGCGUGGACAGAGCUGGCGCAAGCCAAGCGAAUUCCAGGUCUGCAACGUUGGGACACAUCAGACUUCAAAGGUGUAUAGAGGUGCUCACCCCGUAAUUCAGAACGACGGCUGAAUGCAUAUGCAGGUUCGAAGAGCACAGGAAAGUGGAAUAGUUCUCAUGGUGUACGAAGUGUGGUCUUUCAAGUUCUCGCCUGAACAUAAUGUUCUGCCCUUUCUGUCGUGGCGGAGGCUUCUCUGGGCUCUCUAUAGUUAUUUACUCCUCUCCUUUAUUUGGGCUAUGACCAGCAACGAUGAAGUGAUAAUUCUCUUUCCAGCAUUCACCAACAGUCACUUUUGCUAAAGUGAUAACUCUACCCGCAAUUUUCAACAAUGUAACUCUCAAUUUUUCAUCUGACAAAAAGGAAAUGAUUAUUUACCGUGUAUAUUCCAAC